GGGACGCGGAGCCCCGGGAGCUCUGGGCCGGGGCCAGCCGCCCCCGCGGAGCGCUGGCCGGGGCCUCGGCGCUGGGAGCCCCGGUGCUGGGCCGGGCCAGCGGUGGCUGCGGAUCUCAUCAGUGGUGGAGGCUGCCCGGGGGGACACCACGGGGGCCAGGGCCGGCCUUGCCGUGCAGGCAGAAAGCGUCCGGCAGCGGCAUGGCGGGGAUGGCACUGCCCCUCUGCCUGAUCCUCGCUGUCGCCCUGCAGGGCGGCCUGACCCGGGCACCGGCGCCCCCGGCCCGCCCCGGCCCCCUGCUCCUGCGGCUGCGGCGCCUGGAGGAGCAGUUUCUGCGGCUCCAGGAGGUGACCCUGAACCAUCUCCAGAGCAUCGCCAGCAACUACAACAUCUCCUACAACAUCGAUGGACGUUUCCAGGCGCUGGCGAAGCAGGCGGAGGCGGCCGACGCUGCCCGGGCCGCCCUGGGUGCCGAGCUGGCCCGCCUGGCCACCGCUGGCCGGCGGCUACGCCGCAGGCUGAAGAGGCUGGAGGGGACAGUGGGUGCCCUGAGCCCCCCACACGGCCUGCUCACCCACCCACCGCCCGCGCCGGUGGAGGCUGGCAGCAAACCGCACGGUCUGCCAGAGGCUGCGCGGAGCCGGGGCAGGCAGCUGGAGCAGCAGCCCCCGGGGCAGGCUGCCCGCAGCACCCCCAGCCCUCGCCCCCCGAAGACGAGGCGGUGGCAGCAGCAGCGGCAGGAGGAAGGGCACUGGCUGCCCGCUGAGGCCGGGCCUGGCGGAGCGCCCGGGGAGGAUGAGGAGAGCCCUCGGGAUGCAGCACCAGCCCCCCAGGCCGUGGCAGCGGGGCUCCACGCCGUAACCGCGGUGCCCCAGGAGCAGCCCCCAGCCCCCCGGCAGCCGGGAGAGGGCAGGCACGGCCCCCCUGCCCCGGUGCCCACCUCCCCCGCCUGUCGCGCCGGUGCCGUCCUGCUGUUCCCCGACACCUCGGCUGAGCACGGGGCCGUCCUGGGGCUGGGGCCACACCGGGGGCUGCGGGCGAUGUCGCUCUGUGCCUGGCUGGCCACCCCAGCCCCUCGCCUCGGUGCUCUCCUCUCCUACGCCGCCGAGCACGGGCACAGCGAGCUGGCCGUGCAUGGCCACGGUGGGGAUCGCCCUGGCUCCGCACGUUUCAUCCUGGGGCACGGGCAUUUUCGGGAGCUCCCGGUGGCGCCGCUCCUGGAUGGCAAAUGGCACCACCUGUGCCUCACCUGGUCCUCCGGCCGGGGCCAGUACCGCUUCUACGUGGACAGGAGGCUGCUGGCUGCCGGCUCCGCCUUCCAGCAGGGCUAUGAAAUUCCCGCUGGCGGCUCGCUGGUGCUGGGCUGGGGACAGGACGGCACCAACAUGGAUUUGAGCACCGGAGAGGCUUUUGUGGGUCACCUGGCUGGCCUUGCUCUCUGGAGACGGGCUCUCCUGCCCGGGGAGGUGGCCAGAAUGGCGACCGGGCGGGGGCUGCCCCGUGGUCCCCUCCUCACGCUGGCCGAUGCCUCCUUGCGGGGCGGGGUGCGGAGGGUGGCCUGUCCCUGCCUCCAGCGCUGCCUUUGACGAGGCUGACAGCAGGAAUGGUGGCGGCUACCAGCGAUCACGGCUGGCUCACGGUGCCGCUCCCGACACGAGCUGAAUCCUCCCGGGAUGAUGGGACACCCAGCAGGGAGGGCGUCUCAGGACCGGCACCACCGGGGGAGGGAAAGGGAAAGGGGUCUUGGCAUUCAGUACGGCAGAGACAGGACCAAAUGCAGAAGCCCUAGAGGAUGUAGAGGCCACGGUUUCUAUUAAAAUGCUCCUAACAUUAGAGAAACCAAAUUUAUCUCUGUCCUGCUCUUUGGCUGCAGCGCUCGGUGCUGCUCACAGCCGGGCAGGAGCUGCUCAGCCCGGGCAGCCCGAGCGGGUGGCGCGGCUCGUUCCCUGCCGCGGAGUCAGA
Messenger RNA from Motacilla alba alba, 1962 nucleotides. RefSeq names its product pentraxin 4 (gene PTX4). Bases 201 to 1586 code for a protein of 461 amino acids. The record is from RefSeq and is a predicted model, not a curated record. The transcript has 2 exons. NCBI's taxonomy places the organism in Eukaryota, Metazoa, Chordata, Aves, Passeriformes, Motacillidae.